This is a messenger RNA of Cutaneotrichosporon oleaginosum, 1305 nucleotides long. RefSeq lists its product as uncharacterized. The record is from RefSeq and is a predicted model, not a curated record. NCBI's taxonomy places the organism in Eukaryota, Fungi, Basidiomycota, Tremellomycetes, Trichosporonales, Trichosporonaceae.
CACCAUCAUCCCUACAACUACAUCCUCAUCCUUGUCUCGUAGCAGUCUUCUACACACACCCUGCAUAUCACCCAUACCUACAACCAUCCAUACCUACAACCAUGCCUCCUGUAGCCAGCAACAGGCUCGCCCCUGCCCGUCUCGCCACCAACCCCCUCCAGCGCCCUGUGCGCAAGGUCCGCGUGUGUGAGCUCGCGGCCAACAUCAACUACGGGCUCUGCAAAAUUGCACUCGACGAGCAUCUCAAGGGUCGCACCAUGAACGUGAAGAAACAGCGCAUGGUCUCGAGCGCACUCGUAGAGCCGACGAUUGAGCUGCUCAGCAGUCUUCCUCCCCGCCGGCUGAAACCCAAAGUCCAGGUUGUCGUCGAUGCGAACGGCAACGCGGCCGAGAUCAACCCCAACCAGCACGUGCAGCCCCCAUCGCGCGACGACGCAAACAGAACCAAGGUGUUGGUAGACCGACUUAACGCUAGCAAGACCGCACUUGUUAGUGAGCAGAAGGUUUCUUCAGAGCUGCGGCGGCGCAAGAAAAUUCAGAGGCUUCAGGAGCCUCUCGUCAUGCGUUCGCAGUACGCGUCCUACUACAGGCGCGUCCCGGCAGCGCUUGACAACCAUCCCAGAAUCCACCCAUCCGUCCCGCCACCUCUUGCGCGUUCUCCUCCUCCUCCUCCCCUUCCUCCCACUCGGUGGGUAUUGCGCCCUCAGAUCUGGAAACCGUACCAGCGUCCAGUCCUGGCCCCUCCCGCGCCGGCGCCGGUGGAGCUUGCACAUGUACCCUUUAUCCCGCACAUCCCGUCCAACACUCCCAACAACAUUUUCCAAGCAAGCAGCGAGGCCCCCGCAGUUGCGCCAGCAGCAUCACAGGAGACGGCUACAACCAAGAUCGCCGGCGCCCCAUUUGAGUUCACGUUUCAGUUACCUGAAUCCUACGCCAAUGCGGGUCCUAGCGCGGCCUACAUCGCCAACUGCAAGGCUUACCUGGCAGAGGCUGAGGUCCAGAAGCAGAAGACUCUCAAGAGGAUCAGGGAGCAAAUGAGCAAAGAGCGGUCUCGCAACGGCCAGAACCCACCCCGCCCUGCGUGAAUUUGAAAAAUCUUAGCUAAGCAGGCGCUUUUGGGCGGUUACGGCUGGGCAUCCACAUGUUUUGUCACCUUCUUCCUCUCUCGUCUUCCCUAGACCGUGUACCCUCUUUGCUACUGUACCCAUUACUAAUCUAUAGUUUUAUAGUAUAGCUACAGCAAUAGACUCGUCCAGUAUUAGCGUGGACCCUGUAGAUAUCCAUGUAAUCAAACUUGCAGUCGUC